Ascochyta rabiei is the source of this 3546-nucleotide messenger RNA. RefSeq lists its product as uncharacterized. Bases 1 to 3546 code for a protein of 1181 amino acids. NCBI's taxonomy places the organism in Eukaryota, Fungi, Ascomycota, Dothideomycetes, Pleosporales, Didymellaceae. The record is from RefSeq and is a predicted model, not a curated record. The transcript has a single exon.
AUGGCUGCUCCCGGCGCGCGCAUGCGAUUGACCGUCGUGGUCGAGGCGCUGGCCGAGGAAAACGCCCACGGCGAGUACCGCGACGAGGCGCUCAAGGUAUUCAAGGAGCGCAAGUUUGCCAUGCCCGUGCAGCUGGACGACACGUUCGAGACGGUUUGGACCGACAUUGAGCAGCGCUACAAGACGAACUACCUCGACGCGCACCAGGCGAGCACGUUCAGCAUCAAGAAGCUCCAGGACGCCUACGAGUGCGACCUCGACAUGACGGACACGGUCGGCGCCAUCUUCGAGGGCGAGCCCGAUCGCAGGAUGCACCUGAUCCGCGUCAUCCCCCACUUUGUCUACCGCGAGACGUCGGUGGUGCCGGGCUCCAUGCUGCGGCCCUCGCGCGCCCAGAAGCGUCAGGGAGACGACCUGGACCACGCCGACGACACAGACAUAUCUCAGGCCACGCAAAAGCGGCGGCGCGUCGAAUCGCUGCACCACCAGCGCCAGCAUAAGCAGCUCCCAGACACCCUCGACGCCCGCGAUCCCUCGCCUAACCGCCCGAUCCCCUCGACUGAGUCCCGCCACGCCGUGGCAGAUGGUACACACCGUUCAGAUGGUGCAGGCAGCGGGGAACGUAGAGAGGAUGCAGACAGUGCAGAAGAGAUGGACCCACAGCAGCGCUCGGCCAGGUCCAAGUCAGGCGUCUCGCUGGUCGAGCUGAGCCGUACCGAGACAGGACAGACGCCCUUCACCGCUACUACAAUCAAGCAAGAAUCGCCCGAGCCUGUACAAUCGCCCGCACAGUCGCCCGCCCCCAACAGCACUGAGUCCGACGGGCGGCCUAUUGACCCGGCACCAGGCGAGCCACCUCAGAUCGAACAGCCCAAGAUGAACGAGGACAAGGCCAAACACGUGCAGACGGCAAGUGGAGCUGCCCACGCUUCUACCCAGCUUGCAGCAUCACCGAAACCAGACCUCCAGGAGACCGCCAUCCACAAAUCGCCCCUUUCUUCAGUCGAGGCGGAGCCCGCGCCCAUGCCUGCAUCCAGGAAGCGCAGAGACGUCUACCGGGUCCCCAGCUCCCCAGAUGUUAUGCACGCAAAGGCAACACCGGUCAAGUCGCCAAAAACGUACGGCCGCUCCCCACGCUCGGCCGUCGUCAUUCAAAGAGAGGUGGAGCUCUUGAACAUGGCGCGGCGAAUGCCCCGUAACGGCGAAGAAAAGGACACAACCCAAAACGAAGCACUGUCUUCUACCUUGACCAAGGCACGUGCCUUCCAGCGACCAGAGCCUGAUGAGAUUGAGUCGACGCCGCAGGAAGAAGUGCGCUCAGUCCCACGUGAGAAAAGCCGUGGCACCAGCCAGCUGGGCGAGAUUGUGGACAAGGACAAGGGCAAGUCUCAGGACGACGACGAUGACGACGACGACGAUGAUGAUGAUACAGAUCUGACUGCCUCUUUCCUCGACGAAGCCGCAAGAGACCAGACGAACGGCACCCAGACCCCUGAGCGAAAGACGCUCGCCAAGCCUGCCAAACCGGGCAGCUUGAAGAAACCAUCUCGAGCCUCGUUAGCUCCUACCCCUGCCAGAACCAAACGUGGCGCACAGCUCAAGGCCGCUGGCACUCCAAUAUCCCGCGCUACAGUAGUUAAGCCAGCUGCCAAAGCCAAACCAUCCACACCCGCUAGCUCCAAGUUUACAAAGAGUAGAAAGGCGCCCAGCCAAGAAACUACGUCGCGAAUGGAACACUUGCAAAACCUGCUUCAUGCUUCUCAAAACAUUCCCAAACGCAGAGAUGACACAAGUUCGCCUGCACGAAGCAGCAACACCCAGAGUCGAGAUCGAAACAACAGAUCAUCGCCUGGAGUUCGAGUCUCGACCGCAAAAGAACCGGAGUCAGAGGCUCCUGGUCUCGAAGUGCUGAAUGCUCGACCCGCUACCCAGAUGCCAACAGCGCAACAGACACCGGUAAAGACCCCUGUGCCAUUGCCUCUGGGUGUGAAGACGUCGACGCCCAUCAGAUCGACGCCUAUUAGCUCGAUGACAUUCAAGAAAACUGCUGAGGCAUCAAAGCUUGGUGGAGUUGGUGGGUUCAAGAAACCAGCAACCAAGACACCCGAGUCCCCAGUGUCAUUGACAUCAGUGAAGAUGGCAUCAAAUCCCACCGUGUCAAUUACACCCCGACGUAGCGAGGUCCCUUUGCCUGCCAGUGUGCGCAGUCUGCGGCGUAGCAGUAGUUUGCAAAGUUCAUCGCUCGCUAAUGGCAACACGAAGACCGACAAGAAUAGUUCUGUUGCGCCUGCAAAAACACCAGCAAAACCCAACAAAGCUAGCUCAAUGGGAGCUGUUGAACCAACUGAAGCUCCAAUUGCUGAGUCUGCUGAGCAGACGUCGACUACAAAGCCUGCUGAUGGUGCUAUUGUCAUCUCAAGCGCCGAGCCUUCUUCUACUGGCUACUCGGAUUUUGAGAACGAACGGCAGCAUGAUGUGCUAGAGCGUGGUAUGAACGGGACUGUUGAAGGAAUAACCGCUUCAGAUAAACGUGAAGAAUCCACUCGAACUGACAGUACAACGACACCACACAACAAUACCGCAGGAGAAACCGGGGAGGCGGACCAGAUGGAAAUACCUAAUUUCCUAGACAAUACGCUGACCGCUCUUCCUCAGACCCAGGAUAAGCCACCGUCGGGACAAGGCACGAGCCAAGCCGUGCCCUGGGCUGCAGAAGUAUGGGGUUUCGGGAACUUGGACCAAACGCACAACUCCAGCUACAAGCCAGAACCAGAUCAUCAACCAGAGCACCAGGGAGCAGCUACUGCAACUUCCCCACCAGACGAUGAAGGCUUUGCUGAGCAGGAACUCUACAGCACAGCUAUUGAGGACAACGCGUCCAGAUCACGCUCCGCCAGCGUAGCUAUAUCAACGCGGUCUUCGCCUGCCGUUUCACGGCGACCAGCGCGUUUCCUGAGUCACUCUCCAACUCCGGAUGCAUCCGAAAGUGAAGAAGAAACCGACGAGGCAUCAGCCGCGCUGUCCCGUGCUGCAUCGACUCCGGCACAUAGCAGGGACGAGAGCGAGAGCGACUCCUCCUCAGACAGCUCGGAAGACGAGGACGUUGAGAUGCCGGACCUUCCCACUGUUUCGACAACCAACUCAAACAACAACCCUGUACCUCCUUCUUCGCCUCCCUUUCGCUCCGUGCUAGACACAGCGCCUGUAGUUCCAGAGACGAGUCAAGCCCCACCUUCUCAAAACAACUAUCCUACUCAACCAGUACUAGAUCCACUCCCCACUCAACAAUCCUCGCUGGCCCCUCGCUCUAGUCAAUCCGUCUCCGUGCAAGCCGCAGACCGUCGGCGAUAUACUGGAUUCCGGAGUCUGAGGGAGCAGCUUGCAGACACCAAGGCUGCACAAGCCGCUACGCAAGUCAAAAAAUUUGACCCACGGACAAUGAAUCUGGGAAAGCUGGCAAAGGGUAAGGCGCUCAUGGGCCUCGGGGUCAAUGAUAACGAGAGCAGUGAUGAUAGCAGUAGCAGCAGUGACAGUGAUAGUGAUUAG